Messenger RNA from Stegastes partitus (bicolor damselfish), 3031 nucleotides. RefSeq names its product ELKS/Rab6-interacting/CAST family member 1-like. Gene Ontology annotation, biological process: regulation of synaptic plasticity; maintenance of presynaptic active zone structure; neuromuscular synaptic transmission. Lineage: Eukaryota; Metazoa; Chordata; Actinopteri; Pomacentridae. Gene Ontology annotation, molecular function: structural constituent of presynaptic active zone. The transcript is spliced from 6 exons. The record is from RefSeq and is a predicted model, not a curated record. Gene Ontology annotation, cellular component: cytoskeleton of presynaptic active zone. The annotation marks the transcript as partial.
GACUCCCUCCGUCAGAAGGAGGAUCGCAUUGAGGAGCUGGAGGAGGCGCUGAGGGAGAGCGUUCAGAUCACAGCAGAGAGGGAGGUGGUCCUCGCCCAGGAGGAGCAGGCGCGAACACAAUCCGAGAAACAGGUGGAGGACCUGCUGGUUGCCAUGGAGAAGGUAAAACAGGAACUGGAGGUGAUGAAAGCCAAGCUGUCGUCAACGCAGCUCUCACUGGCCGAGAAGGAGGGUCACCUGACCGCCCUGAGGGCCGAGAGGCGGAAACACCUGGAGGAGGUCCUGGAGAUGAAGCAAGAAGCACUGCUGGCAGCCAUAAGUGAGAAAGACGCCAACAUCGCCCUGCUGGAGCUCUCCUCGUCCAAAAAGAAGAAAACCCAGGAAGAGGUGGCAGCUCUGAAAAGGGAGAAGGAUAGUCUGGUUCAGCAGCUCAAACAGCAGACGCAGAACAGGAUGAAGCUGAUGGCCGACAACUACGAGGACGACCAUCUCAAGGUCGCAUCUCCAAACUCAGAGCAGCCCAACAAUCACAAGCCCUCCCCAGACCAGAUUCUCUCUCCUCUCCUGGAUCUCAAUCAGAAUCGCAGUAAACUGAAGCUGUACAUCAGUCACCUGACCUCACUGUGUCAGGAGCGAGACCCAAUCAUAUUGCAGGACUUCGCCCCGCCCCCCGCCUAUCACCGCUCUGACUCCGCCUCCUGGCAUACGCAGCUGCACAGCAUGACGCAGGAACAGUUGGAGGCGGAGUUAGCACUGUGUGAGAGGGAGGGGGCGGAGCUCCAGGAGUACGCCAACCAGGUCCUGCAGCAGAUCGCCGACCGAUGCCCCGACAUUUUGGAACAAGUUGUCAACGCCUUGGAGGACAGCUGCUGACAAACCAACACACAGACACUGACAGAAACAUGAAGCUCACAUCCACACAUUCAUCAGCAUUAAAAGUCUGAAGGCAUGAAAACAUGGAACGCUCAUUCGAACACACACACACACAGAAGUCUCCAGCUACACCCCAUAAUAAUCCCAUCAUGCGCAAAUAAAAGUGUUGGAUGACGAUGAAGACUUUUCCCUGCCACGGCUCUUCUGUUACCUGCUGUUCUGUUACCCGCUCUUCAGUCGUCUCAUUUUCACAGAUGGAAAAGCGGAUGUAAGAAAAAAACACACAAAAAAAAAAGUCAUGUUGUUACUGAAAGAUAUUCCUCUGCAGUGUCUUUAGUUGCUCUAAUUUUAAACAAACUGUGCCAGCUGAUGGAAAUAAUGUUCAUUUUUCAGUUCAAAGUGCUCCGUUGGCAUGCAAGUUAAUCGGAAAUAGUCGAUGUUCUCCAUGUAUUUUCCUAAAAACUCCGAAACAGAAGGAGCCUUCACUGCGCUCGCCAUCUGGGACACUUCACAGCCGCCAUCUUGUGUCCUGGCGAUGAGCAGUCGGACUCUGGGAAAAUAUGUUCAAAGCUUAAUGAAAAAGGGUGAAAUAGGGUUGAGCUUGCCAGGUUUGUUUCUGAUGUUACACUUACAUUCUGUUGCCACAUUGUUAUUUGAUGGGUUUCAGAUACAAAAGUGUGUUUAUUUCAGCUGCCUUUAGCUCCUUACAUCAUUUGCUGCUAUCUUUUUCACUUUUAGCCUCUGUUUUUUUUUCUUUUUCUUCCAUUUCUUGUUUGUUUUUUUUUCUGCAGGUGUCUGAUGAAACGGCCCGACUUGUAGUUUCUUUCAGCAGUAAUCUCUAGAUAGUUGUGUAAAUUGUAAAAACGAGAGGUUUAAUUAACAGAUACACAGCUUUCAUCGGGGGGGGAACAUGACACUUUAAUCUAUUUGUUUUCCAUUACUGAUGAAAGGCACAAACUACAAUAACUCUCGCAGUGCUCCCUUUAUUAAAACACACCAGUGUAGAUGGCUUGUGUUUCUUUUUAACCUCAGAAAACAUCGUGUCCUGUUCAGUUACGACGCAGAAAUUAGGUUGAGUUCAGAUGAUUCCUCACAGAAUCCCUUUCGUGACAAUCCCUUUAGAGUUAACACGAGGUGAAAUCUGAACUUCGCCCAUUUCCCCUCACUGAAACUGCUUUUGUUUUCUUUCUGUCUUGGGAGGGAGGGAAUAUAAAAAUAAAUGUUAUAUAAAUAUAUUUUUUGCUUUUGGUAAUAUAUAUAAAACACUAAUCUUGUUUUAAUUGAAAAUGUUGUCAUCUAUUGGUUGAUAUGCUACAUAACGUGUCAAAAAUCUUUUCUUUUUUUUUGUCUGGUUUGCGAGUAACCACAGAUUUGUUCCAUAAGCAGGACGCUGUUACUGGGAACCUAUGUUGCACCUACACGAGGCUCUGCGUCCACCGGGAGCAUUUUCUCAGAAUCGGUUUCUUGUUCUUGUUGUUUACAGUGGAAAUGACACUCUGCAUGUUUCCCACAGUGCUGACAGCCUUAGCAUGAUUUAAACGCUUACGGCACUGAGCACUAGAGGUUCAAAUUGUUUCGACUUAAAGCAAAAAAAUUCCUCUAACGGUCUGUUUUUUUCAGUCUUAUACUGUAGUGAGCGCUGAAGCCGUGACACAGGGACUGUUUAGCUGCUCCCUGCAAAGAAACACCUGGUGGACGCAAAGCCUUGAGACUCGGAUUUACACCGCAAACUCAAAUCUGGCUGCACACCUGGAUCUGAUCUUAAGGUAUAAAAGAAACGGAGGGUUUAGCUUUUUUGGCACCAAAGCAGCGAUUUAAAGCCACAUGGGUGUAAAUGAGGAGUUUCAUUUCAAACGUGUCUCAAAUCACCACCUGAUUCUGGUGCAAGUUCCUUCAAUUUUUGAAAUGUUUAAAGAUAUGGUGACCCUUCAGAGUGUAAGCAAGGUAAAAAGAUAAAAAAGAAAAAUGGAAAAAAGGUGUUUAUUUUGGAAUGAAACUCCAUCAGACAUGAGCCUGUGAUGUAAAUUCAGUGUUUUGUUGUCUGUUUUAUACUGAUCAUGUUUGUCACUGGGAAUGGCAAUGACUGAGACUCACUUUAAAUUUGUUGUGGAUUGAAAAUCGGAAUGAGAGAAUGGAAUAAAAUAUGGAUUUAUCUUUA